CCACAACAACAUGCCCACAGGUUGCAUCAUUAGAUGCUGUUUAUCUCCCUUAUAUAUGUCCCUGGGGCUUAAAUAUAUCUGCAAAUCCACAAGACAGGCUGGCAAGAUCACAGAAGAGCCCAUUCAGCUAAACAAAACACUGCAGAACUACUGCCUAAUUCAUAGCAACCAUGAGUAAGAAUGCGGAUGGAGAUCAGAUCAAGGACAGGCUGGAGCAGCUGAGAUGUCACUUUACAUGGGAUUUGCUAAUUGAAGACACUGCAAUGCCUGAUUUGGAAAACAGGAUCUUCGAUGAGAUUGAGUUCCUAGACACCAAAUACAACGUGGGAAUACACAACCUACUGGCCUAUGUGAAACACCUGAAAGGCCAGAAUGAGGAAGCCCUGAAGAGCUUGAGAGAAGCUGAAGACUUAAUCCAGGAAGAACAUGGUGACCAAUCAGGCAUGAGAAGUCUGGUUACCUGGGGCAACUACGCCUGGCUGUAUUACCACAUGGGCAGACUGGCAGAAGCUCAGACUUACCUGGACAAGGUGGAGAACACUUGCAAGAAGUUUGCAAAUCCCUCCAGCUAUAGAAUCGACUGUCCUCAGAUGGACUGUGAGGAAGGAUGGGCCUUGCUGAAAUGUGGAGGAAAGAAUUAUAAACGGGCCAAGGCCUGCUUUGAAAAGGCUCUGGAAGUGGACCCAGAAAACCCUGAAUUCAGCACUGGGUAUGCAAUCACCGCCUAUCGCCUGGACGGCUUUCCUGGAGCAACACAGAUGAGUGAGGCAUUCUGUCUGAACACACUAAAACAGGCCGUCAAGCUAAAUUCAGAAGAUGGAUAUAUUAAGGUUCUCCUUGCCCUGAAGCUUCAGGAUGUAGGACAAGAAGCUGAAGGAGAAAAGUACAUUGAAGAAGCGCUGACCAACACGUCCUCGCAGACCUAUGUCCUUCGAUAUGCGGCCAAGUUUUACAGAAAAAAAGGCUCUCUGGAUAAAGCUCUUCAGCUCUUUAAAAAGGCCUUGAAAGCAACACCCUCCUCUGCCUUCGUGCAUCACCAGAUAGGGCUUUGCUACAGAGGACAAGUGAUUCAAAUGAAGAAAGCUGCAAACUGGCAGCCUAGAGGACAGGAUAGAAAAAAUGUUGAGAGAAUUGCAAGAUUAGCCAUAUCUCAUUUGGAAUUUGCUCUGGAAGAAAAACCCACACUUGAUAUUGCUUAUGUAGACCUGGCAGAAAUGUAUAUAGAAGCAGGUGACCACAGAAAAGCUGAAGACACUUAUCAAAAAGUGUUAACCAUGAAAGUACUCGAAGAAGAAAAGCUGCAAAGGGUACAUUUCUCCUAUGGCCGAUUUCAGGAAUUUCAAAAUAAAUCUGAAGACCAUGCAAUUAUCCAUUAUUUAAAAGCAGCAGAAAUAGAAAACGCAUCUUUUCUAAGAGAUAAAAGUAUCAGGUCUUUGGAGAAAUUGGCUUUAAAGAAACUUCAGAGAAAUUCAUUUGACACAGAAACCAUGAGAAUCCUUCAGUUCAUUCACAAAUUGAAAGCAGAAAUGAAUAAAGCCCUGGAGGGCCCUGAGGCUCACUGCUGACUGAGAACUCUGUGGAACAUGAUCCUAGGCACUGAAGUAUCGACCACUUUCCUAUUUCACCUGAUUUUAUGUUAACACAUACUAAUCAUCUUACCUGCUUGCUGCUUUCAGAACAUGUUAUGUAAUUUACUGUAAUGAUGCAAUUUUUGAAUAACUACUCAAACCUGGGAAAAUAGUUGCAUUCAAAAAAUAGUGAAACAAUAUAUAUGUCUCUGUGUGUGAGAGAAAGGAAGAGAGAGAGAAUGGGACCAUUUCUCUGUGAAUGCUAUAUAGUAGGAAAAAGUUUGUUGAGUAGAUAGGCAGCAAAUAAAACAAAGGACUUACAUAAAAUGAAAUGUUUAAUUCAUUCAUUUUAUCAACAAAUAGUUUUCAGUGCUAGAUACCAAAAAUACUAUGGUGAUGUAGGAGAGGAAAAAAUUUUUUUUCCUCUACCCUUCUUAGGUUCUUUGGCUGGGGCCCUAUAAAUUAGGCAGACAAAAGGGUAUCAAGAAAAAACAAAGUUUAUUAACAUAUGCAUCACACAUAAACAUGGGAGUACCUAGUGAUGAGAAACUCAAAGGAGUAGUUAGAACUUGGCUUAUACAGCACCCUAACAAACCAACAAUACAUUUUUAGAGAACUGCUAAGACCAAGGAAUAGAACUUUUGAGUUUCUAGGAUAGCAAAAUAACUACGUGAGAGAAACUAAUGGAAGAUAAGGGCUAGGUACUAAGGUUUGUUGUAUAGAUUCCUCUAGUAGUGACUCUGGGCUGAUAAGGGCCUAGAGUUGUUCCAGGAGCUCAACUUCUGUCCUUCCUGGUAGAGAGGGGAGGGGUGACAUCUUUACAAAUUUCUGUCCUGCUUUUAGGCAGAUAGGGGGAUGGCAGAGAGCUUUUCUUACAUCUGCUUCUUCAGAAUUGCCUUCAGCUCAAAAUAAUCUUUAUGCCAUAGUGGUAUAUUUGGGGAUGGCAUAUUCUGUUACCCAUCAGUGAACAAAGCAGACAUUUUCCCAAAAUCUCAUGCAGCACACUAUCUGGUCAGAGAGAGAGAGGGUAAAACAAGCACACAGUCAAUUAAAGCUCAGCUUUCACCAUGAAGAUGUUUGAAAUAUAAUUCAUUGUCAAACUGU
Molecule: messenger RNA, 2672 nt
Organism: Equus caballus (horse)
Lineage: Eukaryota; Metazoa; Chordata; Mammalia; Perissodactyla; Equidae
Product: interferon-induced protein with tetratricopeptide repeats 5-like
Biological process (GO): defense response to virus
Cellular component (GO): cytosol
Molecular function (GO): RNA binding; protein binding
Source: RefSeq, a predicted model, not a curated record